Molecule: messenger RNA, 1773 nt
Organism: Colletotrichum higginsianum IMI 349063
Lineage: Eukaryota; Fungi; Ascomycota; Sordariomycetes; Glomerellales; Glomerellaceae
Product: C6 zinc finger domain-containing protein
Exons: 2
Coding region: 1-1773 (590 amino acids)
Biological process (GO): regulation of DNA-templated transcription
Molecular function (GO): zinc ion binding; DNA-binding transcription factor activity, RNA polymerase II-specific
Source: RefSeq, a predicted model, not a curated record
AUGUCGACGUUCUCCUUGGGCAAACGCCCGCGCGAGAAGAGAACGAGCGCGACCAAGGUCAGGUCGGGCUGUAUCACAUGCAAACGACGCCAUGUCAAGUGUGACGAGACGCGCCCCUUUUGCCUGAGAUGCACCGAAUCGCCGCGGAGCCCGAGAGUCUGCGAAGGAUAUCUCAACCACACGUCCGGGCGGGAACGACUCCCGAACCGACCCGCCCCGCGCCCGAUCCUCUCCAAGGGCACGACGACGUGGCGGGCGUCAUGGCCCAAUGCCGCCGCCGCCGCCGUUCUGCUCCUGGAGCCGGGCUACGAGGCGGCCUUCCUCGCCGACCCGAAGGAGAGGGUCUACUUCGACUUCUGGCAGCAGCUGAUCGGCAACAUCUACCUCUUCCCCAGCGACGCCAUGCACCGCGUCAUCCCCCAGCUCGCGCGCCGGGAGCCGGCCAUCAAGCACGCGGCCCUCGCCAUGGCCGGCAUGGCGCGGGCUCUCGUCCCGUCGCUGCUGCGCCGGUCCGGGCGGGAGCUCCACGCCAGCGGGCCGCACUACGAGUUCGCGCUGCGGCAAUACGGCCGCGCCGUCGGCCUGGUGCGCAGCUCGCAGCCCUCGCGCGAGAACAUGCUCUGGGUCAUCGUGUGCUGCGUGCUCUUCGUCACGUUCGAGUGCCUCCACGGGGACCGCGCGGCCGCGCUGUCGCACGUGGGCCACGCCUACAGGAUGAUGGAGAUCUACUUUGGCCAGCAGCGAUCGCCCGCUGAUGAGGACGGCUCGGCGGCGGCGGCGGCGGCGGCGACGCAGUCGGUUCGUGCCGUGUGCGACGACGCCGCGUGGGUGUUCCAGGGCCUGACGAUGCAGGCGUGGUCGCACAAUGUGCUGCACUCGGAGCUCCUCUCGGAGGUCAGCUGGUGCUGUCGCGGCGCCGAAAAGGCCUUGGCCGUCGACGAGAUGCCGCCCAGGUUCGCCGACAUAGACGCGGCUCGGCGAUGGUGGAGGGUCGUGCAGCACUACACGUGCCACAGGUGUCCCAUCUACACCGAAGUGUUCGUCGAUGGCCUCUCGACCAAGAUGCUCGCCGGCAGCCACGUGCGGCCGGUCCUUUCGCCGACGCAGGGCGGAGAGAAGCUGGCAGCCGCUCUCCCGGUGUUCCUGGAUCGUCUCCGGAGGUGGAACACCGCCUUCCAGGCCGUGUACGACGAGCUGCGGUCACGCCAGCACCUCGGCAAGUCCGACUACUACUCAUAUGUCGACGCCUGCAACCUGCGCUUGCAAUAUCUCACCCUCUGGAACGAGGUCUCCAGCAUGAGCUAUACGGACAUCAGGAUGGUCAUCGUCCUGACGCCGUCGUUCCGGGAGAUGGUGCAGCUGAGCCGGAUCAUCCUGAAGGCGCAGUCCAACUGCGGCGGCUGCAGCGAUACGUUCAGCAUGGACAACGGUCCCACGUGGCCGCUUCUGGUCACCGCGUGCCGGUGCCGCGACGCCGGCCUGAGGCGGGAGGCGACCGAACUGCUGGGCAAGCACCACCGCCGCGACGGCCUGUGGGACAGCAGGAUCUUCUACGGCGUGGCGGUGAGGAACAUGGAGAUCGAGGCCGAGAACGCCGUGUCGGGGGACGAGGACGAGCAGUGGUCGCGCAUGGCGAGGCGGGAGCUGCGCUUCAGCCGCGAGGGGGAUGUCACCGGGAGACUCCUCAAGUGGGAUCCCUGUGCUGGCGAGUGGUUACACGUCGAAGAGCCUUUGAGGGACGCCCUUGAUGCCGGGUUGGGCUGUGAGCUGUGA